GACAUUCUAACUGGCUUUCGGCGGCCGGCGGGACGGACGCAGUUCUCGGCCCCAAGGUGCCGUCAGACGUGUCGAAGGGACGGUUGUUUUCGUGUUUGCGCGGCGUGGCUUACUGAAAACACCCAGCCGCCAACUCAGCAAGUUUUCGGUGGUGGCAAGCGGCGGUGAAACAAAGACCAUCGAAAGAAGUAAGCGAUCCCAGUGCGACGGAUUGCAAGGAAGUCGAACUUCAAGACCAGAACUGUUGCAGAAGUGGCUUCAAGUCGGCAGCAGAGACUCCCUACCAGUGUUACCAACAGUGGGAACUUUAUCGGACCUUAGACAGUGGCUGUUGACAACUCCAACGAACUCUGACAAUUAGCGAAGCCGCAAAGAGGGACUGGCAGCGGCCGAUGCGGUGCUAAGCUGGCUCCGCCGCCGCCGCCGCCACGCCACCGCCCGCCGCCGCCUCGCACCAUGCUACUGGAGACCAUGCUACCCCACCUGGGCUACGGCGGCAUGCCCUUCGGCAUGCUCUUACCACGUCCUCUGGUGCCUCUUCCGUUCCCGGUGGCACGACCCAAGCCGAUGCCGGCGAUGGAAGGCGGUCACCCGGGAGGACUUCAGUUUGGCGUGCAGCGAAUCCUGACAGGUCACCUGACUGGUCAUUUGACGGGUCAUCUGACGAGUCAUCUGACGCCACCCGGUCAGGGGCACAACAAGACGGAAGAGAGAUGCGAGAAGGAUAUGGAUGAGGAGUUUGAAGACGGUGAGGACGCCGCCGCCAAGCGACGUCGCUCGAGGACCAACUUCAACAGCUGGCAGCUGGAGGAACUGGAGCGGGCCUUCCAGUCCGGUCACUACCCCGACGUGUUCAUGAGGGAGGCGCUGGCGAUGCGACUGGGUCUCACCGAGAGCAGAGUGGCGGUUUGGUUCCAGAACCGGCGGGCGAAAUGGCGUAAGAAGGAGCACACGAAGAAGGGACCGGGGAGGCCGGCGCACAACGCCCACCCGCAGACCUGCAGUGGUGACCCCAUAUCACCGGAGGAGCUGGAGCGAAAGGAGGCCGACAAGAGGGAGCGUAAGCUGGUGAAGCAGCUGGAGCGUCAGCAGCGUAAACUGGCCCAGAAGGGCAUCCACGUUGAACUCGCCACACUUCGCGCCGAGUGGGAAGGCCGUCAGAGGCGCGAUGAGCCAGAGAUUGACGUGGUUUCCACCGGAGAACCCGUCGAACCGCCAUCAGACGAUAGCCAGCCACCGGUUAGUAAUGUUGGUAACACGACCAAGAAGGCGUCGUUGUCGCUGUUCAGCAUCGAAAGUCUGCUAGGCGAGAGCCGACCGGAACCUCGCCAAAGGCCGGUGAGCGGACCUCCAACAGGUCCUCAGCAAGACUGCUCGGCUCAGCCAGACUGCAUGCCGAAGCCAGACUGCGGGCCACAGUCAGACAGCAUGCCCCAGGCAACGCUGAUCCAGUGUGGUCAACAAGAAGAACGCGCACCUCAGCUAAUGCUGACCCAGUCUGAGCCUCAGGUUGAAACGAACCCAAAGGCCUCCGCCCCAGCUGAAGUUCUUCAAGAACCAGCUGGUAAACAUGCCACAGCGCCUGCUUCCGGAGUGGGGAUCCCUCCAGGACUGCUGAGAGUAAGAAGCCUGAGUGCCAGCAAUGAGAUGCCCAUGAACGAAAGCUAAGCAGGUGUCCAUUCGUUGUUGUUGUGUUGUUGCUUUCUUGAGAGAUGCCAAUGUAACUGUCGCGAGUCCUAUCUGCUUUGUUUAAGUGAGUGGUUAACAAGU
Amphibalanus amphitrite is the source of this 1770-nucleotide messenger RNA. RefSeq names its product homeobox protein unc-4 homolog. The transcript is spliced from 4 exons. Gene Ontology annotation, molecular function: sequence-specific double-stranded DNA binding; DNA-binding transcription factor activity, RNA polymerase II-specific. The record is from RefSeq and is a predicted model, not a curated record. Bases 457 to 1668 code for a protein of 403 amino acids. Gene Ontology annotation, biological process: regulation of DNA-templated transcription. Lineage: Eukaryota; Metazoa; Arthropoda; Thecostraca; Balanomorpha; Balanidae.